CAAAUGACACCUAAUUUCAGUCUUUAGAAUUUUCGUUGUUGUUUUUUUUUCGAUAGAAGAGUUUGUUUAUGUCACACGCCGCCAUCUUUUGUUGUUGUUUUUUUUUUUUGCUGUGCCGUAGUCGAGCUCUCGCGCUUCCGCUCCGAGUCGGUCCACUUCCGCCUGACGCCAUUUUGAUGAAACAGCGAGCCGACCGUCGUCGAGCGGGACUCUCCGGACAAGACGCGGAUUUGGACCUUUAAUCUUGCCUCGUUUGGGAGUACCGCUGCACUGGCGUGGAGUUCUGCGUGUUUUUGGUCGAGUUUGGGCUGCAGACGCCCGCGAGCUUGUCAGCUGGCCUUUAGCAACAUUAGCUUCAUCUGCUGCGUGGUUCGCGAGCUCGCGCUCCCCGUUUGGUUACUUUUUGGGGGUGUGUGUCGAGGUCCGACUGUGAGGUGUUUCACACGACCCCGCGGACCCUUUGUCGGUCUGCUUUGUGGACGCUUGGAGGACUGAACCCUUGAAGGACUGGCGGCGGCCCGCUGCUAGCUGCUAGCGGCGCCGGGGCCGGCGCCCCCCGCCCCUCUCGGACGGUUCCCCUCAGAUUAACCCGUUCUCGGUGCUCCAUUUGGACUGUGCUGGAUUUGAAGCGAGCCCGUUUACCGGACUGAAGGACUCCCCGCCGGGCGCAUGGCGCCGACACCCGGCCGCCGGGCCUCCCGCCUCCAUAUUCUGAGCUAAAACCCACAGACUCACCCGGAGCGGCACUUUUCUCAGCUAGUCUUUGUGUCUAAAGCGCCGUCAUGGUUUGCUGAUUAAACUCCAGAUUUAGCUUCUGUGUUCAGUGUUGACGCUGUUGAUUUCCUUCACCCCGCAGGGCCUGUUGUUUGUUUCCCCACUGUGCUUGAAUGACGUGACUGCUUAGGCUUGUAAACAUGUCGUGUGUUCAUUAUAAGUUCUCCUCCAAACUGGACUACAACACCGUCACUUUCGACGGUCUGCACAUCACACUGAGCGACCUGAAGAGGCAGAUCAUGUCCAGGGAGAAGCUCAAGGCCACAGACUGUGACCUGCAGAUCACCAACGCGCAGACGCGGGAAGAGUACACCGAUGAUGAAGCUCACAUUCCGAAGCACUCGUCCGUGAUCGUCCGCCGGACUCCCAUCGGUGGAGUCAAGCCCGCUGGCAGGACGUUCAUUGUAGAUCGUUCUGACACAGCUGUGGCUGGAUCGUCCAGACCCACCGAUUCUUCUCCCUCUCUGACACUCGCCCAACUGUCCAAGACGGCCAACCUGGUGGACGCUAACGCCUCUGAGGAGGACAAGAUCAAGGCGAUGAUGUCCCAGUCCAACCAGGAAUAUGACCCCAUUCAUUACUCCAAGAAGGCGCUUGGCCCCCCGCCUCCUAACUACACCUGCUAUCGCUGCGGGAAGUCUGGGCACUACAUUCGCUUGUGCCCCCUGUCCAUGACCCAGUUGCAAGACAAAGGUGUGGAAGGGCCCAAACCUGUCAGGACCAGCAAGGGGAUUCCACAGAGCUUCAUGGUGAGGGCGGAGCCGGGUACCAAGGGAGCCAUGUUGACCAGCACUGGAGAAUACGCCAUCCCUGCGAUAGACGCCGAGGCGUACGCCCAGGGAAAGAAGGAACGCCCCCCGUUCGUCCCUCACGAGCAGUCGUCCUCUGAGGACGACACCGACCCCAUCCCCGAUGAACUUCUGUGUCCCAUCUGCAACGACCUCAUGACCGACGCCGUUGUGAUUCCCUGCUGUGGAAACAGUUACUGCGAUGACUGCAUCAGAACUGCUCUGCUGGAUUCAGAGGAGCACGUCUGCUUCACAUGCAAACAGAGCGAGGUGUCGCCCGACAACCUCAUCGCCAACAAGUUCCUGCGACAGGCGGUCAACAACUUCAAGAACGAGACUGGGUACACCAAACGGUGCAGGAAGCCGGUCCAGCAGAUUACUGCCCCGCCCCCCCCACGUGUUCUUCUGGCCAGGUCCCUGAACUCUCGGCAGCAGGACCCACUGAAGGUCCACAUGCCUCAGCCCGCACCAGCAGCUCCUCCCACUGCUCCCGCCACGGCGCCCCCUGCCGAACCCCUCUCUGCUGCAAACGUGGAUCAAGGCCCCCCCACACCUCCGACUCCACCUGCACCUCCGACGCCGUCGCCUCCACCUGCAGACGAGGAGGAGGGCCAGGUGGUAUCGCCGACGCCUCCCCCUGUCAGUCUCUCCCCGCGACGCUCCAACAGCCACAGGGAGCCGCCUCCGCCUGGCGAGUCGGACCCGGAGCCGACCGCAGACUCCUCUGCCCCGUCGGACAGCAGAUCGCAGGGCUACGGUGUGUCCGUUCUCAGCCACCAGCCUGCGCACUCGCGGCCGUCCCAACAGCCAGGAGCCCACUCCCGACAUCAUCAGGCCCACAGGGGGAGCAGCAGACACUGGGACAGCAGGUCUUACAGGAGCAGAGAGCAGCCACCCACCAACCUACUCGCUGGGCCGCCUCAGAUGCCAGCACCCCCCAUCUACUCGGCGCCGUCCCUCUACCAGCCGCCCCCGCAGCCUUAUGCCAUGUACCCGGCCGGGCCCGGCCUCCUUCCGCCUCCGGCCAUGGGCUACCAGCCCCAGCCCAUAUACGCGCCUGGACCUCCGGGACUCAACCCCCCCUGGGUUUCCGCGGGUGCCCAGCCCCCCUUGCUCCCCUUGCCCCCCGCUCUCUCGCAGCCCCCCCUCUCGAAAGAAGACUUCUACAGACGUCACCACCGGCCGGACAAAGCUGCGUCAAAACUGGACGAAUUUACCCGAGACUUCCACAAAGAGCUGAUGAAGUACAGAAACCCACCCAAGAGGAGACGGCCGUCGUACUCGAGGUCGCGCUCAUACAGUCGCUCGCCCUUCAGGCGGUCCUACUCUCGCUCCAGAUCCAAGUCCAGAUCCAGGUCUUACUCAUAUUCCCCGAGCCGGUCCCGCUCUCGCUCUCGCUCCCGUGGGAGGGCGUACCCGUCAUCCCCGUAUUCCCGACGCAACGGCCGCAGCUACGGACGCUCACGCUCCAGGUCGCGCUCCAGGUCCUACGGCAUCCGCCGCUCUGGAUCCCCCCGCAGUCCGCCCCCCUCCAGAGGAGGUGCCUGGGAGGCGCCCGAGGGACCCGUCCUGUACAGGUCCAGAACGCGAUCUCGCUCUCCCGGAGGCUUCAGGGGUCACAGCCCUGGAGGCAGGAAGCUCCCUCCUCGGGACUUUGCACCCUUUGACUACAAGAGUCUGAGUCCCGGCAGCCAGGAGAGCGAGAGCUACCGGCAGCGGGAGAGGGAGUACCGCGAGUGGUACAAUGCCUACUAUAAAGACUUGGACCAGCAUCACCCCGCCUUCCAUCGGGUGCACAGCAGCCGGGACCGGGAGAGAGAGCGGCCCUCCCCCUCGGAUCGGGAUUACUCCCCGCAAGGUCGGGGUAGACGAGGCAGAGAGGAGAGGGGCGGACUCCUCCCUCUGCCCCCGACGCACCAUCAACCCCCGCCCGCCUCUUCGUCCUCAUCAGGAGCCAAGACCACCUCUAAGGUCCUGAAGACCAAGCGAGUGAAGAAGAAGAGAGCCGGGGAAGAGUAUGAGAUGUCUCAGCAGUCGGAGGAGCAGGGCUACGACUCGCCCACCAGCGAACCCGGGACGCUCUCCAAGUCCCCCGCCGCACACGCCAAACCCCCUGCGGGCUCCACAGCCAAGGCGCCGUCGGCAAAGAGCGUUCCGGUGAAGCCCACGCCCAAAACCAAGAAGGAGAAGGUCACGAAGGUUAAAGCCAAGGUGAAAACAGACGCCAGCAAGGUGAAGAAUGAGAAGGUGAAGAAGAAACCCACUGACUCUGUGGCGACUAAGAAGAAGGAGCCUGCGUCCGCCACUGCCGCCAAGCCCGUCAAGACCUCUGCCAAGGUCAAGCAGGAUGAAGCCACCAAGCCAAACACCCCCAAGAAGGCCAAGUCUAAGAAUCCUCCUGUCAAAAGCAGCCGGCCAAAGACUCCGCCUCCCCCUCCCUACGACCCGUCGCCGCCCCACCUCGGUGACAGACACAGCCAUGAAGUCCGGCGAAGAGACGGGCCCCCGAGCGGCGGCUUUGCCAUUCACCGGACUCUGUCUCCGGUGGAGAGUCGAAGGAGGCCGGGUGAGGAGAGCCGCUCUCUGCUCGGGACGCCGCCCAGGAAGCUGAGGAGGCUGGACGACGUCAUGCCCCGCCCCCACUCCUCUCAUCUGCCGCCCAUCCACAGAGUUCUGCCGCCGUCGGACAGACCUGCUCCCGUUUCUGUGAGCCGUGACAUCCGAGGAGACUCGGAUCGAGGCUCCAUCCGCCCUCUGAUGGACCUCCAGGUCAAGCCCAUGAGCUACGGUACGGAGAGGUCAUCCCACACUCACCUGGAAGACCUUCGCCCCUCCAAUUCAUCCGAGAGCACGUCGAGGAAAGAACCAGCUGCACUUUCUGAGAGGUCGUUUGGUCGAGACAGACCAGGCAGUGCCAGCGACCGGGAGUCAGACCGCAGCUCAGGAGCCGAUCGAGGGCGAGACAGAGUGUCUGCCACUGACAGGGACAGAGAGCGGGACCGGGGUUCUGGUCCCACGAAGGCUCCUGCAGACCGGGAGCGGGAGAAGGAACGGGAGCGUGAAAAGGAGCGGGAGAAGGAACGGGAGCGUGAAAAGGAGCGGGAGAAGGAGCGAGAAAAGGAGCGGCAGCGAGAGGCCGAGGCGGAGCGCUCGGCGAGGGCCGACAAAAAGACGGCCAGUGCAGGAGGACGCUCGGUCUGUGUGGAUAAGUUGACCAUUGCUGAAAAGUCUGCCGUCACCAAGAGAGUCGGGAACCAUCCGGAGAAACCCAGCGUGUCCUCCAAGGACCGAGCGGAGAGGACGACCAAGUCCGACAGGAGCGUGUCCAAGGACCGGGGCGAGAGGAGCAACACUUCGGGAGACAAGCCUGCUGCUGCUGCUGCGCGCAAAGAGGAUCAGACUCGCACUGCUGCCUGCAAAGAUGCAGAGAAACCAGCGAGGAGCAAACCUCGGAUCAACCGGAAGCCUCUGUCCAGCUUUGCCUCCUCGUCCUCCAGCAGAUCGACCGAGGCCAAGUCGGAGUCAGACAGGGACCAGAAACCGCUGUCCAGACCCGCAGCCCAGCCCCUCCCUGCUCUGCCCAGCCCAGGAGGCGCCGGUGGCAGGAGCGUCAGUCCGCCACAGAGUCCAGCUACAGACCUGCCCCCGAUUCAGGCGCCGCCUCGCUCCAAGUGGGAGACGGAGGACGACGAGGCGCAGGAGAACGGCGUGCGCGAGGAUAAGGAGCCGUCUCCGCUGCCACCGAAGAGCCGGGCCAGGGAGGUCCAGCCGGAAGGUCCACGAACCGUGAAGAGCGAGGUGGCCAAAGAGAAGAAGGCCAGAGGCCCCUGGGAGGAGGACAAGGGCAGCCGGACCACGACCGCCGCCGACAAGCCCACAAAGGUCAAGCUGGUGAGAACCGCAGGGAAACCGGCGGUCCGAGAGCCGGGCCGUUCCCGGGCCGCAAAGGAGGACGAGGAGCGCUCCGCGGGGAGGGCGCCCGAGGAGGGUCGACCCUCAAAGGAAGAGCCGCCACGCUCGGGCACAGGAGGGCCCCGGGAAGAGGUGAAAGCCCCAGUCAAGGAGGAGCGAGUGGAGCCCAGGCGACAGCGCCUCAGCUCCGACCUGGGCCGCGAAACCGACGAGGCCGCCUUUGUCCCCGACUACAGCGAGGGGGAGGGGUCUGAGGCGGAGAGGGGCGGCAGCAGCCCCUCUGCCAGCCAGGGCUCCUGCAGCCCCGACCCCAGCAACUCCACCGGCGCCGCCGCUGCGGCGGCAGAGAAGAAGAAGAAGAAGAAGAAACAUAAGAAACACAAGAAGCAUAAGAAGCACAAGAAGCACGGCGACAAAGAUGGCGAGCACAAGGGACACAAACACAAGAAGAACAAACACAAGAAGAGCAAGGACGACGAGGGGAUGAGCGAGGACGCGUCGUGAGCUGGGCCGCUCGGCCCGUGAGCACUCAGGGACGAGGCUCCGGCAGAACCUCCACGCGGAGAUGAACUGACCAGGCAGUAAUUUAUUUGAGUUUGUGGAAGAGUCGCUGUUCGUUGCUGCUGCUAACCGCCAAUGUUUGUUUUCCUUUUAUAAUAAACGAUGGAACAUCACUGACGCCUGAGUGCCUGUGUGGUGGGCCAGCAGGGGGCGCUCGCUCGUGGGGGGUCAAAGUGAAAUACACUAGGAGGAUCACCG
This is a messenger RNA of Synchiropus splendidus (mandarinfish), 6233 nucleotides long. RefSeq names its product retinoblastoma binding protein 6 (gene rbbp6). The transcript has 20 exons. Gene Ontology annotation, biological process: mRNA processing; protein ubiquitination; ubiquitin-dependent protein catabolic process. Lineage: Eukaryota; Metazoa; Chordata; Actinopteri; Syngnathiformes; Callionymidae. Gene Ontology annotation, cellular component: nucleus. Bases 915 to 5978 code for a protein of 1687 amino acids. Gene Ontology annotation, molecular function: nucleic acid binding; ubiquitin protein ligase activity; zinc ion binding. The record is from RefSeq and is a predicted model, not a curated record.